AUGCCGGCCCCUUUGAUUCGCCGCUCUAUUAAUGAAGGUGCGCGCUUCUUUGUAGACCUGAAAGAAACUAAUACACCAUUCGAAGCGCCACUCGAGAUUCGAACGCAUCGGUCCGAUUUUGCGGGGGAGGGGGGGCGGGUCUCGCUCGCGGCGCGUAAUGAAGCCGAAAAGCAAGUCACGGGGCGCAGGCGCCGCACGUCAGCGCCGUCAACGCGCCCCGUCAAUGUUCGAUGGCCCGACAAC
Molecule: messenger RNA, 243 nt
Organism: Iphiclides podalirius (scarce swallowtail)
Lineage: Eukaryota; Metazoa; Arthropoda; Insecta; Lepidoptera; Papilionidae
Source: the annotation of a GenBank genome assembly